Eufriesea mexicana is the source of this 2480-nucleotide messenger RNA. RefSeq names its product polo like kinase SAK (gene SAK). Gene Ontology annotation, cellular component: nucleus. Gene Ontology annotation, molecular function: protein binding; protein kinase activity; ATP binding. Bases 156 to 2480 code for a protein of 774 amino acids. NCBI's taxonomy places the organism in Eukaryota, Metazoa, Arthropoda, Insecta, Hymenoptera, Apidae. The record is from RefSeq and is a predicted model, not a curated record. The transcript has 11 exons. Gene Ontology annotation, biological process: protein phosphorylation.
UAUGGCGAACGCGCCAUGUCAUUUCUAUUUACAAAUUUAUUAAUAAAUUUCCUAAAUGUAUUUAAUUUUAAAAAAAUUAUAUACAUAGAAAAGGUGGUAUUUAGUGAUCGUGGUGAGUGAAACGGCUAUACGGCUUUAUCACUAGAGUGCUGGAAAUGCCACCGCUAUCGGGAGGAUUCGGUGAACAAAUAGAGGAUUACGAAGUAUUAAACUUACUUGGGAAAGGAGGAUUUGCAAGUGUAUAUCGAGCAAAAUGUCUUCGCAGUGGUAUAGAAGUUGCAAUAAAAAUGAUCGACAAAAAAUUAAUGCAAGCUGCUGGAAUGGUGGGUAGAGUACGACAAGAAGUAGGUAUUCAUUCAAGGUUGAAACACCCAGCAGUACUUGAAUUGUACACAUUCUUUGAAGAUGCCAACUAUGUUUAUUUGGUGUUAGAAUUAUGUCAUAAUGGAGAACUACAACGUUUUCUUAAAAUACAGGGCUCUCGUGCAAUACCUGAAGAGCAAGCUGGCCGUAUAAUAAGACAAGUAGUACAAGGAUUAUUAUAUUUACACUCACAUCAGAUACUUCAUAGAGACAUGUCUCUUUCUAAUUUACUUUUAACAAGAGACAUGCAAGUGAAAAUAGCAGAUUUUGGACUAGCUACUCAAUUGACAAGGCCUGAUGAGAAACACUUAACUAUGUGUGGUACUCCAAAUUACAUAUCACCUGAGAUAGCAACAAGAUCAUCACAUGGGUUAGAAGCAGAUGUAUGGAGUCUAGGAUGCAUGUUAUAUACUUUAUUAGUUGGCAAACCUCCAUUUGAUACAGAUGCCGUUAAAAGUACUUUAACACGUGUAGUCAUGGCUGAUUAUGUUAUGCCAGCACAUUUAUCAGAUAAUGCUAAAGAUCUAAUAGAUAAAUUAUUAAAAAAAAAUCCAAAGGACAGAAUUCGUUUGCGUGAUAUACCGAAACAUCCAUUUAUAGCUAAUUUGGAAAGAAAUAAAUUACACAGUGAAAAGAAUAAUAUGAGUAAAGGAUUAUUAGGAGAUGGUAUGAUUGAUUCAGGAGUUGGAAGAACAUUAUCCUCAUAUGGAAGACCAAGAAUGCGUUCUAGGUCAGAAGAAAGAAUGUCAACAAUGCCUAUUAUGUCGAAUGGUCUUGGACCUAUGAUUAGUGCAAGAAGUGAAGCUUUAUCUGAGCCUAUUGUAAAAACGCAUUCACGUAAAACAAAUUAUAUCGAUUAUUACGUUAAGCAAAAUUCCGUAUUAGUUGGAAUACCACCACCACCACAAAGUAAAAUUUUUUCACAAUGUGAGCAAUAUAGCGGUUGCGACGUGUAUCAAGAUAUUGACAAACACAAGUAUGAUAAAUAUAAAAAGAAAGAAAAGAUAGAAAAUUGUUUUGAAAGUACUGAAGAUGGAGGAAAGUUACAAACUUCACCUUUGUCAUCCGAAAGAUUGCAACCAACUAGACACAGAACGAAAAAUGCAAUUCUUACUAUUCUAGAAAAUGGAGAAGUUUGCAUAGAAUUUAUUAAACGUAGAAAUGGCAUCGAAAAAAUAAGUGAAGUAUGUCGAAUAUCAAGUGAUGGUUUAAGAGUUAUUCUCUACAAACCAGCAGCUCCAACAGAUGUUGGUGGCCAACCACCCGCGUUACCUGCUCGUGGAGCAGAUAGUAUUUAUUCAUACGAAAACUUACCUCCGCGCCAUCACAAAAAAUAUGUAUAUGCUUCUCGUUUUAUAAAACUUGUAAGAGCAAAAACUCCAAAAAUAACACUGUAUAGUCAACAAUCAAAAUGUUUAUUUAUGGAGAAUGGUCCACAUCCAGAUUGUGAAAUUCACUUUUAUAAUGGAGUAAAGAUCGCAUGCGUUGAUGGUGUCGUAAAAAUAACUGAAAGAAAUGAUGGCCCUAUUUAUAUCGAGGGUGAAUUUCCACCACAUUUCGAUGAUUAUUAUGAACAUUAUUCAGAAUGUUAUCAGCGUUGUUUGUUAUUAGAGUCUACUUUAACAUCUUUGGAAGCAGCUACAGGACAUUCUUGUUUUCCUAUUAUUAUUGGACGUAGGCCUAAUACGGCCUUAAAUGAUUCUCCUUGUUUACAAGGGAAAGAAAAUAUUUCGCAAGCAACAAAUAAUACACCCGUGAUGCCAUCCUUUGAUGCUAGUUCCGUUAUUUCAACGGUAGCCUCACGAUCACGAAAAAUGAAAUCGAUGAGAAAUACAAGUAAUAAUACUUAUAAAGUAGUAGUUCCGGGUAUAGGUACUGCAACACAAUUAUCUUCGGGAGAUAUUUGUGUUGAUUAUAAGGAUGGUUCUACUUUAACUGUAAGUCCUCCAAGCUAUGGCGGUGGUAUAGUUUAUGAAAGUAAUAACGGUACUGUUACUAAAUAUAAUCAACAUUAUCAACAAAACUUGGAAGUACCUCACGUUAUUAAAGAAAAAUUACAUCAAUUGCCAACAAUUAUUAAAUAUCUUUUUCAACCGAAACACAAAAAUAUCCGGUAG